Haplochromis burtoni (Burton's mouthbrooder) is the source of this 4261-nucleotide messenger RNA. RefSeq names its product PR domain containing 1c, with ZNF domain (gene prdm1c). The record is from RefSeq and is a predicted model, not a curated record. Lineage: Eukaryota; Metazoa; Chordata; Actinopteri; Cichliformes; Cichlidae. Gene Ontology annotation, molecular function: RNA polymerase II cis-regulatory region sequence-specific DNA binding; DNA-binding transcription repressor activity, RNA polymerase II-specific; histone deacetylase binding. Gene Ontology annotation, biological process: regulation of transcription by RNA polymerase II; cell fate commitment. The transcript has 7 exons. Gene Ontology annotation, cellular component: nucleus; cytoplasm. Bases 183 to 2537 code for a protein of 784 amino acids.
CACACACACGGUGUAUGUGAGCAAGACUCACAUACACUGACUGCUCGGUUGCGCAGUCAGUAUACUGAGGUCUGCUCAGAGAGAGAGAGAGAGAGAGAGAGGAAGAGAAGACAAGAGGCAGAGAACAGCCACUGGUUGCUUCUAGACACUCAAGCUCAAGAAGGGCACAGACAGCCUGACCUAUGUGUGGCUCCUCACAAGGCUUUACAGCCGCCUCUUCAUGUACCUCAAACAUGUUAACCUCAGAGAAGUCAGCUCAAACUGUGGGUGCCACUGCAGCGAUGCCAGGAAAACACGAUGUUGAUAUGACAUCAUGGAGCGAGGCAGACUUUGAGGAGAACUGCACUUACAUCGUGAAGGACCAACCUCUGGAAGGCGAGUCCGAAAACAAUUGCAAGACACGAGCUGAGAGAUCGUUGCCCAGGAACCUGGCCCUGAAACGCUGCCACGGCUCAGCAGAGGUGCUUGGGGUGAUGACUAAGGAGAUCAUUCCGAAGGGAACACGCUUUGGCCCUUUGGUGGGGGAGAGCUACACCAACGAAACUCUGCCGAAAGACGCAGACAGGAAGUACUUUUGGAGGGUCUUCUCAGAGGGGCGCUUACACCACAUUCUGGAUGGGCUGAAUGAAGAGCGGAGCAACUGGAUGCGUUACGUCAAUCCAGCAUGCUCUGUGGAAGAGCAGAACCUGGUUGCAUGCCAGAGUGGCUUGGACAUCUUUUUCUACACCACCAAACGACUUCAGCCAGGCCAGGAGCUUCUGGUGUGGUACUGCUCUGAGUUUGCCCAGCGUUGUAACUACCCUCCACUGGGACAGCUGGCUAUCGACAAAAACGAACAGAGUCCAGCGAAGAAGACAACAAGGAAACGAGGUCAUACGGUCUCUGAAAUCCUACAAGACGACCUCUCCAAAUCCCCUUCUACCUGCAUCAGACGUGUGGACAGUUUUUUGCCUCAGACAAAUGUCUCAGCAGAUUUUCCUUUAUGUCCCAGUGUUGUCUACCCACCUCAGCCUAUCUCCAAAUCUAUGCAUGCUAAUAGAUAUGCAUUUCUACCACCUCUGCCAUCCUGUAGCCCUCCAGCUGCCAAAAGGCCAGCACUAAGCAUUCCUGUCCCUACUAAUGUCCACUUUGCCUUUCAGCACAGUCAAGGCCCUCCCGUAGCAAAGCCUUACCAAGAUCCCUGUAUGCCCGAUAUUGCUAAUUCUACUCUAAUGCACGGCCCCUAUCUACUGCCCCACUACUCACUUGGCCUUCUACCUCAUUCAUAUCCAUUCUAUCGUGAACAACUGAAACCUCACUUGGCAGUCUCACCCCAUGUAUCGCCCUUUCACAACUAUGCACAUUUUCAAUCGCCUUUAACCAGUGGUUGCAAAGACUUGACACGUGCACUUUCUGAUUCCAAACCAGACCUCUUUCUUUCACCAAUCCGUGAGCACAGAGACAACAAGGACCUCAUAUCCAAAAGAAGAGCCUACCUCAGCAUACCCUCACACGACCUCAGAGAUUUCAAACACUCCCCUCCCACCAACGUUCACACAGACCUCGCUGUGCCUGCCACAUCCACCGCCUCAUCUAUGGUCACUAAAAUCCGUGAAGCACAGCCGUCUCUCACACCUGGAGGAUGCUCGCCGCAAGAGGGAAUGGCAGCCUCCUCAAACUGCCUCCCUUCCAAUUUUACCUCUGCCACUCAAAGUGAAGCUGAGGAUACAAUGGACCUAAGCAAGACAAAGCAAAGUGGGCAGACAAUUGGCUACAAGACCCUGUCUUACCCUCUGAUGAGGCAGAAUGGAAAGAUCCGAUAUGAAUGCAACAUCUGUGGAAAGGUCUUUGGGCAGCUGUCUAACCUUAAGGUUCAUCUGCGAGUACACAGCGGGGAGCGUCCCUUCAGGUGUCAGACCUGCAAUAAGAACUUCACGCAGCUAGCACACUUGCAGAAACACUACCUGGUUCACACAGGAGAAAAGCCCCAUGAAUGCAAGGUGUGCCACAAGCGAUUCAGCAGCACUAGUAACUUGAAGACCCACCAGCGGCUACACUCAGGUGAGAAGCCUUACCAUUGCAAGCUCUGCCCUGCUCGCUUUACUCAGUUCAUCCACCUCAAACUCCACAAGCGCCUCCACACUGGCGAGCGACCACACCGCUGUCCUCACUGCCCCUGUUCCUAUCUCCAUUACUGCAGCCUCCAAGUGCACCUCCAAGGCUUCUGCCCACUCUUGCCCCUGGCCUCACACAGAUACUCGUCAGAGGAGCUAUGUCGAGUUAACUCUGAGAUUGAGAGGUUUGACAUGAGUGAGGCGGCAGAGGAGCUUGAAGCCAUGGCUGCAGAGGUUGAUAUGGACAAGGGGAAUGUUACCGACCUAAUACAGAAGAUAGAGACCCGUGUCUCGGGCCACCGGGAUGCUGACAGAGGGGAGGCUGAGAGAACCAACUACAAAUCAGCAAAAGAGCGCUCGGGUGUUCAGCUGCAUCACAGCAGUCCUGUACCUCUUCAUCCAGCCAGCAUCAAGCUGGAGUCAAGCUGCAUAUCAGAGCCCUAAGACAGCCCUGCUAAUCCAUCCAUAUAAUCCUUACAGGUCAACUCAGCAGCUGUCUGUUACUGCCCUAUUUGAAGUAAAGCCUUAUCUCAAUCAUGGAUUUCCUAGCCUAUACUCUACGUAGACCACAGCAUGUGAAAAAUCUAGACUUAACCAGCCUGGCCUGGAAAAAGUGACUUUUUUUUAUUAAAUGUAUAGAUCUUUGUUAAUUUAUUCAAUUACUUUUAAUCUAAAAUGUACAAAAAAACAACACAUUUUUUGAUAUUUUGAUUUUUAUAUCUCUGGAAUGUCUUGAUGGAACAACUACACAUGUGAUUAUGCAUUAAAAAUAACAAAGAUGUUUGCUUUAAAAUGUGUUUUUUAGCAUGAGACUGAAUGUUUCUGUUUGUGUAUGUAUGCGUAAUUGUGUCCCGUGAUUCACGUAACUAUUACUGUACAAGCAUGACUUCAUAUGUAAGUGGGUUAAGCACUGAAAUGACAGCAAAAAGAAACCUCAACUUGCCUUCUGGGUGAGUAUACAGUUCUGAAUCGGAGUUGCAGAUAAACAUCCUGUUAUGAGUCUUGGGAUACUCACAACCAGUAAAUACCAACCCGUCAUCAUGGAAGGAAAAACAAAACAAAACACACACACACACACAAAAUUGAACAAGAUUAUCUUCAUGAUCAAUAUCCUGUGAAUAAUUUUAUACACGUAUAUCUAUAUUUGAGUUUUGGUAUUAGGCAGUUGUCAGACAUUUCACCCACACUGUGUGACUCCACAGUUUUAGUAAGACAUAUAAAUAAAUUAAAACUCAAACAAAGAGAACAAAACAGACUUAAGAUGACUACUUUUAUUCACAAUGAACGCUGAUUCGUACAGCGCAGGCUUGUGAAUAAAACUGCAACCAUAUCUCUAUAUUAACAGAGCUAUACUUGCUAUACUCAAGAAUUAUUACAGGAUUUUCUAUCCAGUAUCCUUCUGUGGUUCUUUUACUACAACCUAAAAUAGUGUAGUUGUGGAAAAGGUUAAAAAAAAGUGCCAAUUUAUGCGAGUGAUGAUGAGGUAAUGGGGCUCUUGUAAACUGCUCUGGAGCUUUUUCUCCAUUUAAGAAAGUAAAUUAAAGAAGUGGUGGGUCAAGUAGGUGUCAUUAAUGGCUUUCAAAAUGACACAAUCGUGACACAGUCCUCGAAAUAUGGGGCGUAGAACUACUGUAAGUGGUGCAUGAACUAUUAAAGAAAGACUCCAGCUGUUGUCAUGACCUUCAAUUAAUUGAAAUUAAAUCUUCCUUUUUAUUCAGUGUUUAUUAUUUAAAACUUGAUUUUACCAGAAAGCCCCAUUAGAUUAAAACCUGUUGGGGGUUUUUUCAAAAUGACAAAAAAUUGUUAAAACAAAUAACAUGAAUGCACAUAAAGUAGAAAAUAAAUAAAUAAAUAAAUAAAUAAAUAAAUAAAGCAAGUCAGAGUCAACAAGUAACACAAGUCCUGCUUAUGAAUAGCAACUGCAGUCUUCUUCCACAGAAGUCGUUAUCUUAGGGCUAAACAUUCGGAUUUGGUGUACUCUUAAGGUUAAGUCACGAUCAAGUGCCAAAAUAGAAAACACUAUUCGGCCUAGACAGCGUUAACACACAUAAUAUGGGAGCUUUUUCUGCUUUUGGCCCCUUGAAACCCGAUUAUAAAGGACACAGAGAUGUGCACCGGUGUGAUGUGGGGGAUGAACUUUAUUUAUUGUUCUAAAGUCGGGCAUGGCA